Molecule: messenger RNA, 2127 nt
Organism: Saccharomyces paradoxus
Lineage: Eukaryota; Fungi; Ascomycota; Saccharomycetes; Saccharomycetales; Saccharomycetaceae
Gene: KIP2
Product: Kip2p
Exons: 1
Coding region: 1-2127 (708 amino acids)
Biological process (GO): microtubule-based movement
Molecular function (GO): microtubule motor activity; ATP binding; microtubule binding
Source: RefSeq, a predicted model, not a curated record
AUGAUUCAAAAAAUGAGCCCAAGCCUGAGGAGGCCAUCGACAAGGUCUAGCUCUGGUUCAAGCAACAUCCCACAAUCGCCCUCUGUACGAUCAACUUCAUCGUUUUCUAAUUUGACAAGAAACUCAAUGCGGAGCGUCUCUAAUUCAGGUUCUCAGUCAGUUUCUGCAUCUACCACAAGAAGUAACUCUCCACUAAGGUCCGUAUCUGCCAAGUCCGAUCCCUUUCUUCACCCAGGUAGGAUAAGGGUCAGGAGAAGUGAUAGUAUCAACAACAGCUCGAGGAAAAAUGACACAUAUACAGGGUCAAUCACUGUGACUAUCCGGCCGAAGCCACGGAGUAUUGGGCCAUCUCAUGACAAUGUGGGGCUAAAAUCACCCAGAUACUCUCAACCAAGAUCCAAUUCACAGCACGGAAGUAAUACAUUUGUUAGAGACCCUUGGUUUAUUACUAAUGACAAAACAAUAGUGCAUGAAGAAAUUGGAGAGUUUAAGUUUGAUCAUGUUUUUGCUUCUCAUUGCACCAAUUUGGAAGUUUAUGAAAGAACCAGCAAACCGAUGAUCGAUAAAUUAUUGAUGGGGUUUAAUGCCACCAUUUUUGCAUACGGUAUGACCGGUUCAGGUAAAACGUUUACAAUGAGUGGCAAUGAACAAGAGCUAGGCUUAAUUCCUUUAUCCGUGUCGUACUUAUUCACUAAUAUCAUGGAGCAAUCAAUGAAUGGUGAUAAAAAAUUCGACGUUAUAAUAUCGUACCUCGAAAUUUACAAUGAAAGAAUUUACGAUCUGUUAGAAACCGGAUUAGAGGAAUCAGGGAGUAGGCUCGGUACUCCUUCAAGGUUAUAUAUGGGCAAGAGCAACAAUAAUGGAUUGGGCAUAGAAUUGAAAAUCAGGGAUGACUCUCAGUAUGGGGUCAAAGUCAUCGGUCUCACUGAAAGGAGAUGUAAAAGCAGUGAAGAAUUAUUGAGAUGGAUUUCAAUUGGUGACAAAAGCAGGAAAAUUGGCGAAACGGAUUACAAUGCGAGAAGUUCGCGAUCACAUGCCAUUGUAUUGAUUCGUUUAACAAGUACGGAUGUAAAGAACGGUACAUCAAGAUCAAGUACAUUAUCCUUGUGUGACUUAGCAGGCUCAGAAAGGGCUACGGGGCAACAAGAGAGGAGAAAGGAAGGUUCCUUCAUCAACAAAUCCUUACUUGCUUUAGGGACUGUAAUAUCCAAACUUAGUGCCGAUAAGAUGAACUUAAUGGGCUCAAACAUCCCCGCGACACCUGGAAGCGGCAGUAGCAGUAGUAGUGGAAGUACUGCGAACAAUAGCAGUGCUCCGAGCAAUCACAUUCCAUAUCGAGAUUCUAAAUUGACGAGAUUAUUGCAACCGGCGCUAAGCGGGGAUAGCAUAGUGACAACCAUAUGUACAGUCGAUACCAGAAAUGACGCGGCAGCGGAAACUAUGAAUACACUGAGGUUUGCAUCAAGAGCGAAAAACGUUGCACUUCAUGUAUCCAAAAAAUCCAUCAUUAACAAUGGGAAUAUCGAUGGCGAUAAAGACCGCACUAUCGAGCUACUAAGACGCCAAUUGGAAGACCAACGCAGAAUGAUCUCUGAAUUGAAAAAUCGUUCAAAUCUUGGUGAGCCCUUAACUAAAUCCUUCAAUGAAAGUAAUUAUAAAGACACUACAGCCAUCGGCAAUGGUGGUGAUCCGAAUUUGGCUCUAAUGAAAGCGGAGAAUCGAAUAUUAAAAUAUAAACUGGAGAACUGCGAAAAACUACUGGAUAAAGAUGUGGUCGAUUUACAAGAUUCUGAGGUCAUGGAAAUUGUAGAAAUGCUACCUUUUGAGGUCGGCACCCUUUUGGAAACAAAGUUUCAAGGUCUCGAAUCACAAAUAAGGCAGUAUAGGAAAUACACUCAAAAACUUGAAGACAAGAUCAUGGCGCUGGAAAAAAGCGGUCAUACGGCAGCGCCGCUAACUGGGUGUGAUGGUAAUGAAGUGAUGGAAUUACAGAAGAUGCUUGAGAGGAAGGAUAAAAUGAUUGAGGCCCUACAGAGUGCCAAACGACUGCGGGAUAGGGCUUUGAAACCACUCGUUAAUGCACAGCAGUCACCGCACCCUAUCGUUGAUAGCGAUAAAUUAAAUUAG